Messenger RNA from Raphanus sativus (radish), 1959 nucleotides. Its product is annotated as DUF724 domain-containing protein 7. The coding region runs from base 85 to 1938 and encodes 617 amino acids. The transcript has 5 exons. The record is from RefSeq and is a predicted model, not a curated record. Lineage: Eukaryota; Viridiplantae; Streptophyta; Magnoliopsida; Brassicales; Brassicaceae.
UCUCUUUUUUUUUAUCUCUUCUCCUCAACUCUAUCUCUCUCUCUCUCUCUCUCUCUCUCUCUCUCGUUCUAGUGAUAACAAAACAUGCUUUCAACAACAGGGAGAAAGGAGAAGCUCUCCGUAUCCAAAGGCUCCUAUAUAGAAGUCUCAUCUGACGAACACUACCACGCCACUGGCAAUGUAUGGUACCACGCUCUUCUCCAAGAAAACCUUGCACCAUCCAAGCGCAAGAAGCUCUCUGUUCUCCACCUGAACCCUCUCUCCAACGAAGACUACUCACCUCCCCUGAUCACCACCGCUUUCCACCGUCUGAUCCGUCCCCUUCCGCCGCCUGAUCCUUUCCCCGAAGCUGGUUUUGAGGAAGGUGACAUGAUUGACGCAGCUCAUAGAGGUGGCUGGUGGUCUGGUUGGGUGAUCAAAGCUCUGGAUCAGCGUUUCUUGGUGUACCUAAGAUACGAGCCAGAUGUCAUAGAGGUUGAAAGGAAGGACAUGCGUCCACAUUGGGUUUGGAAAGAUGAAGAGUGGUUUCGUUGCCAGAAACGACUAUUGACUGAGUCAGAGCUUAGAGCUGGGACAAAGGUGGAAGUGAGAACAAAGGUGGAACCUUUUGGAGAUAUUUGGGCUCCGGCUAUAACCAUAAAGAAGAAUGAAGAUGAGACAUUGCUGGUGAAGUACGGUGAAGAAGAUGCAUGCAGAAAGAUUAACGUUCCUAACUCCAAGGUCAGGCCUUCACCACCACCUUCUUUUGGUUUAAGACGACGUUUUGGGUUGAUGGAGAAUGUGGAUGCCUUGCUUGAGUGUGGAUGGUGGUGUCCAAGUUUAGUGAGCCUGGUUCUUUGUGAAGAUAGAUACACUGUGCUUUUGGGUCGGAACAAGAAGAGUGAAGACUUUGACCACUCUCAGUUAAGACCAUCUAUGGAGUGGAGAAAUGGAGUCUGGCACACAAAAGAAAAGGUUUUGGAUAGAGAGGAGAGUCCACAUGUAACUGAAGAAACAAGUGGCUCAACUCGCAUAAGAGUAAAACUGAGGGCCACACGCUCUUCUAGUGGAAAUACUAUGCAGAAUCUUCCUCCUGUCACUGAGAGUGUAACACAGCUCCCCCAAACUCCAGUUUCAUCUGGAGAGUUAGCAAGUAAAAUGGCUAAUGUUGUGAUCGGUGAGAACACUCUGGUCACUAAGAAACCGGAGAUAGAAGAAGAGUCAGAGAAGAGAGGGAACGUGAACAAAAGGAAAAGAGGACGGCCACAUAAGUUCAUAAGCACAGAGCAGAAGACUUGUGUUGCUGCUAGUGAUCCAAUGCUCAAUGCUGUUGUGGAAAAGCACGUCGAUGUUGUGGAAACUUCUAAAGCGAAAGAUUCAACAAUGGUUCUGCCGUUUGUAAAGAAGUCACCCUGUUGGAAGGUUCUUGAAUCAAUGGAGAUCUUCAAAGCUGUGCCACAGCGUCCACAUUUCAGUCCACUGCUGGAGUGCGAGGAAGAGUCACGUGAAGGAGACGCGGUUGGUGCGAUGGUGAAGUACACUGGACUGUUAGAGAAAGUCAAUGAUAUACAAGUGGACGAUUCAGUAACGGCCAUAAACCGGAUCAAAGAGGGCUUUCUCAAGCUAGAGAAACUCGGGUUCGAUGUUACAGCACCUCGUUCUCGGAUCGAAAAGCUACUGUCUAUUAGAGAAAGCCAGACAUGGGCACUGGAAGAGUUAAAAGUUGCUGAGAGAGAGAUCACAGAGAGAGACAAUAAAAGAAGGAAGUUGGAAGAAGAUAUUGAACAAAUGACAGAGAAGAUUGUUGAGCUGCAGAAACAACUAGCAUUGCUGAAAAAGGAGAAAGUGAUGAAGGAUAAGGAGAUAGCUCGGAUGCAGUCCCGUGCAGAUGUUCUUGACCGGAAGGUUCAGAAUGUCGAGUUAGAGUUUCGGUCAACUGUGACUGCACCAUGGUACUAAUGAUAUGACUAAUAUAUCUAA